GACUAUUAAGUGCACAUAUAGAGAAUGUUUCCCGAAUCUUCUAGUACUGAAUGAAUUUGUGCAACAACUGAUCGGAUCAGGCAGUUUCAAUUACCUCCUACUUGUACUAUUUUGGAGUUAACAGAUACUGUUUGUGAUGUGUUAUUAUGUUGUGUAGUAUCACGAACAACUUAGUGUCCCAUAUUAUAAAGGUUUGGUGAAACUCUUGUAAGGCGCACGGUGAUUGAAGCCACACUUUCGAUCUAUAUAAUCUGGUUAUCUGUAAGCUUACCUAGUCAGUUUCACAAGGACUUAAAGUAGAGUGCUGGAUACACAAAACAUUUGGUACCGCUUCGUCUAGAUUGUAUGUGCUACAAACAAGAGCAAAAAUAUAGUGGUAUAGUAACUGUGAAUGCACGGAACAAAAGCUUAUGUUAGUGACUGAGUGGUCAACAGAGCGAAAGGCUACUCAUUUGACCGCUGCUAUGUGCUUGAAAUACAAAUCCAAAAGCCAAUCGUAGCAAGAAAGAGUGAUUUUUUCAAUUGCGAUAUAGCAGUCAAUAUGAGAAUAUACAAUCGUUUUGUUGUUCUUGAUUGAACCAUAUUACUGUAGAGUUUAUACGUAGAUAUAUAAAAACCUAAAAGAAAAAUCAUUGAUUAGGCAGGAUUUGUAGGAAGCACCAGCACUGCAAACAUGGGUAAUAUUUCAUCAUCCAGUACAAAAUUAGCAGAAAAAUGUCCCAUGCUCGAAAAAAGAGAGCUCCCCCUGGUGGCAAAUUCUUUCCGAAUGGCGAGUAAAAACUCCGACAAAUGCAAAGAAGAAGAUCUUAUGAAAUUUUGGGGUUCACAAAUGGACCCACGAUUGGCUCAAUAUAUAACAAACUUUCUUUUCGGACCACUUGGGUCCCGAAUCGGUUUCGUGGAAUUACCCCGAUUUGCCGAACUGUACGUGUACACGGUACGGGGAACGGGGGACGAACGGAUCAAUGUGUUAUUGAGUAGCUUGGGACAUGCACCCGAUGCCGAACCCACCGAUAUAGCCUACCCACUGAUAAAAGAGUAUGUGGAAGCGGUUGUUAGCAGUUAUAUGCGAGCGAUACGACUCGAAGGUGGAGCCGAAUUUAAAUCUUGGGAGUCACGUGGAUUUCGUAUUGUGAAAGAAUGUAUACAAAAAUUAGCUGAAAGUUUAGUUUACGAUGUCGUUCAGCAAGGAACACAGAAAGUAACUCGCACUGAUGCCGAACGAUGGCUUAGCAAAAACCCUAUCUUCCUCAAAAUGCUGGAACACGUGUUCUCUCAUUUAUACAACUACCGAAUUGUUAAAAACAGUUCGGACGAAAAGCGGAAGGACGACACUGACGAUGGCAAGGGCAAAAAGAGGGAGAAUGUUCCACAUCAAGAAGUUUUGCUACAUGCUAUGCUGCCAAUAUGUGAAGGCUUGCAGUACAUGCCCGACUAUCCAGCGUUUACCGAUCUCUCACAAAUGCUAUUUAUCAAUGCAAAUCUUCCAACUGCGCUCCAGCAUAAAUGGCGUUUUCUGUUUUCUUCUCAAAUUCAUGGAGAGAGUUUUUCCACUCUGUUAGGUCGCAUUAUCGAUCAAGGUCCAACUGUGGUUAUAGUGGAAGAUACAAAUGGGCAUAUUUUUGGCGGUUUUGCGACAGAAUCUUGGGCGUUGGGGCCUAACUAUGUUGGAAAUGAUACCUCCUUUCUGUUCACAUUGCGACCGAAAAUGCGUAGCUUUUCUGCUACUGGCUAUAACGACCAUUAUCAAUAUUUGAAUUUGCACCAGCAAACGAUGCCGAAUGGUAUGGGUUUGGGCGGUCAACACAACUACUGGGGUCUGUGGCUAGACAGCGAGUACGGUGUUGGUGAAUGUUCGGAAACUUGUACGACCUACAAAGGGUACUUCCAGAUGAGUGCCACCAGUAAAUUCACCAUCCGAAACGUUGAAGUCUGGGGCGUUGGGGAUAAGCCUGUCAAAGAGACUGAUUCGGAUGAUACUCGUUCUGGAUCUAUUCUGGACUCCAAUGCAGACAGCAAAGCAAUUUUGAAAAUGAGUGGUCGAGAACAAUAUUCCGAUGGGUACAGAGAGGAACCUAAGGAUUAAAAAAAGAAAUCGAACGCCAGAAAGCAACGGUACACAAUGUUUCCGUCGCCUGAAAUCAACUUAGUUGAUGUGUUGGAUACGUUCAAUUUUAAUUUCCUUUAAGUUCUUCGGACAGAAUGAGUAAACUUAUAAUACGUUGUUAAGCUAAAGAGAGCGAGGCCGAGAAUGUCAAGUGCAUAUUUCAUUGUUUUGUUUCCCUAUCUGGCGUUUGCAAAACACGUAUUUGAUUUGCUGUAAACAACUUUCCUCAAUGUUACUAGACAUGAUUUGUAUCUUAGAUACGUAAUUAGUCUAUCAUGCUUAACUAAAACAUCUAGAUGUGAUUUUAAUGCGAUUAUAAUUACCCUGAGCUGAUAGUAGUGUAGACAACAAAAAAGUAGAAAACAAAUAAUUGACAAUUAUAAUGUAAUAAUUUAUGCGAAAUAACUGAAGCACACCUAGAUUAUAGAGCGAAAUAUUGUGUUUGUGCGUAGUUUUACAGUACAUUAGCAGUUCAUUGCAUACAUUGCACAUGAGUGAAUAUCACCGUACAAAAAAAGAAUAAGUUUGAAGAUGUUAUGUAGUGCCAUGGAAAAUCCGAAUCACAAAUUAUAGGAUAUAUCAGACGGAAUUCAGUUUUCACUUGUUUAAAAAAAUAUGCAAGUUGUGAAUGCUGUAGAUACAGGUAUAAGCGCUUCAUGGAAGCUGAAAAGUGAGUGUUAUUUGAUGUCAAUGUGCUACUCAGAUUCGAUUACUCGAACAUUAUUAUGUAUACAAUUAUAAUGACAUCCAGUCUAAUAAA
This is a messenger RNA of Malaya genurostris, 2867 nucleotides long. RefSeq names its product MTOR-associated protein MEAK7. The record is from RefSeq and is a predicted model, not a curated record. Lineage: Eukaryota; Metazoa; Arthropoda; Insecta; Diptera; Culicidae. The transcript is spliced from 8 exons. The coding region runs from base 674 to 2086 and encodes 470 amino acids.